AUGGCUGCAAGGGUUGCGGCAGCCUCGGUGUCGAGAGGGGUUAGGAAUUUUGAAGACGACGUCACUGCGGUGGCGGCGGUUGUUACCGUCGCGGGCGGAGGUGGCCAAGGUGCCCCAAAUCGCCCAUCGCCGAAUAAGCCAAGCUUUACUGGAGCUGUACACAUUCCCGGCGGUAUCCAGUGCCGCGUCGCCGCCGACGGGAAUUGUGGCAGUGGCGGCGGUUUCAUGUGCUCUUUCCUCAGUCCCGUUAAGAACCUGAUCUCGGUGGGUAUUGAACCAGGUGCUAUUGCCGACAUUGUCGCUGCCGGAGCUUCCAGAGCUACCACCCAAAGGUCUGGCAUCUCCGUCUUCGUUGCCGCCGGAAGGGGCGUAAUCGCCAGGGCCGCCGCUGGAGGGCCCGCCGCCGCCGCUACCGGUGUCGUGCGUGUCUUCCUCUUGUUCGCUGCCGGCGUGGACGAAGCCGUGGAACCUUGCGCGCGAAGCAGCGAAGCAGCGAAGCAGACACCGGAGGACGCCUGA
This is a messenger RNA of Volvox carteri f. nagariensis, 519 nucleotides long. RefSeq lists its product as uncharacterized. The transcript is spliced from 3 exons. The record is from RefSeq and is a predicted model, not a curated record. Lineage: Eukaryota; Viridiplantae; Chlorophyta; Chlorophyceae; Chlamydomonadales; Volvocaceae. Bases 1 to 519 code for a protein of 172 amino acids.